This is a messenger RNA of Liolophura sinensis, 2425 nucleotides long. Its product is annotated as serine/threonine-protein kinase RIO1-like. Lineage: Eukaryota; Metazoa; Mollusca; Polyplacophora; Chitonida; Chitonidae. The transcript is spliced from 16 exons. Gene Ontology annotation, molecular function: protein serine/threonine kinase activity; ATP binding. Bases 338 to 2098 code for a protein of 586 amino acids. The record is from RefSeq and is a predicted model, not a curated record. Gene Ontology annotation, biological process: protein phosphorylation.
ACGAAAUAGAAGACACGUGCUUAGGAGUUACAGCCAAAAGUUGUACACUUUUCGAGGUGUAGUUGUACAUUAGGGACAUUUUAGCUUUGGCAACAUUAAUUCAUUUAUUCUAACAUCGAUCACUAGAGAAUUAUGGCUCAAAUGGGCGGAAAGUGUUGUUAUUGAUUAUAUUAUUUGCGAGUCGUAUAAUAUCCCACAUGCUCUAUUCUCAUUACUGUUCGAGUGCAAAUUCCAGUUGUUAUUACUAUGUGUUUACCAGAUAACUGUAUAUUGGUAUAGGUAAAGUGUAGGGAUUUAAAUUAUUGUGCCGGUGUACAACAGAGCUGAGGCUAUAAAAAUGAGUGAAUGUGUAGCGGAUUUUUGUGGUGGUCAGUUUGAAGAUGCUCACCCAGAAAGUACUCUUCCGAACACUAACAGAUCAAAUGAUCAAAUGUCAACUGUUGUAGACACCUUGUCUACUUUAACUACAGAAAAUGAAGAUGACUUGUCAUCUGAAGGAGAUAGCCAGAAUUCUCAGGGUGAAGAAGAAAAUGAGGAUGAAGAAGAGGAAGACUUUGACUGGGAGGAUGAGACAAAAGAUUUCACAAAGAAGUAUAAAGCUUCACAAAGCCGAAUCCUUCAGGGUCAUGGAGGUCAGGCCAAUCCACAGACGUCCCAGAAGCAUAGCAACCAUUAUCAACCGUCUGACAAGGCUUUCAAGAAAUUCUCACACAAGAUUAAUGUUGAAAAGUAUGAAGGUCCAAGGCUACCCAAUUCAGCUGGGUCAGCUCUGGCCGAGAAGGGCAAGCGCAUGGAGGCUGAGAGAUAUCGGGGUAAGGACAAGGCUGACAGAGCCACAGCUGAACAGGUGAUGGACCCUCGUACCCGCAUGAUUCUCUUCAAGAUGCUGAACCGUGGGGUCAUUGCUGAGAUCAGCGGCUGUAUCAGCACGGGCAAGGAGGCCAAUGUCUACCAUGCGCACACAAAGAUCGGUUUGGAGAGAGCUAUAAAGGUGUACAAGACUUCUAUUUUGGUUUUCAAAGAUCGAGACAAAUAUGUGUCAGGAGAGUUCAGGUUCAGGCAUGGUUACUGCAAACACAACCCCCGUAAAAUGGUAAAGACAUGGGCGGAGAAGGAGAUGAGGAACCUUAUCAGAAUCCACCAAUCAGGAGUGCCCUGUCCCGAGCCAAUCAUGCUGCGGAGUCAUGUGUUGGUGAUGGAGUUCCUGGGUACAGAAGGAUGGCCUGCUCCCCUGCUCAAGGAUGUGAGCUUGUCCGAGGGAAAGGCACGAGAGCUGUACCUCCAGUGUAUCCACAUUGUAAGGACGCUCUACCAGGAAUGUCGCCUCGUCCAUGCAGACCUCAGCGAGUUCAACAUGUUAUUCCACCAGGGGAAGAUUUUCAUCAUUGAUGUCUCUCAGUCAGUAGAACACGAUCAUCCUCACUCUCUGGAGUUUUUACGCAAAGACUGCAGCAAUGUUACAGACUUUUUCCGAAAAAAAGGUGUAUGCACACUUACGAUGAAAGAACUGUUUGACUUUGUGACGGAUGUGACAGUCACAGCAGAAAACAUGGAUGAUUAUCUGGAGAAGGCAAUGUUGAUAACGUCAACACGUACGAUAGAAGAUGUGACAGAGCAAGACAAGGUUGACGAGGGAGUGUUUCGAAAUGCCUAUAUUCCACGCACCCUGGACGAGGUCCUGAACUUUGAGAAAGAUUAUGAUAAAGCUCGGAGAGGAGAUGUACAACAGAUUCUAUACCAGACUGUGACAGGACUAAAGUCGGAUCUUUCAGGAGCCCAAGAGAAACCACAGCUUCUUAAUGCGUCAGAGACAGCAGAACUUGUUGAAGAACCCAAGUCUGAAGAGGAAAACAAGCAUGAUGACAGUACAUCAGAUGAGGAGGAUGGGAGUGAUGGAGAGGAUAGGAACAAUUGCAAUCAGGAGAGUGGGUCAAAGGUAGACACUGGGAGGCCAAGGGAUGAGUCCCCUUCGAGUAAAAAGGAUAGAAAGAAGGCUGUUAAGGAGGCUCAGAAGGAAAAACGAAAACAGAAAAUUCCAAAGCAUGUGAAAAAGCGCAAGGAAAAACUUGGCAAACAGAGUUUAAAACCCAAACGCUGAUAGUUUGACAGUGCCUGAUAGGCUGUUGCAGCUUGGUAUUGGAAGACGUGUUAAAUGAUCCAUGGACAGAGCAGAUGUACAUAAAUAUGGUGUCCGAAUGAGUUGUGCAUUUCUGAGAGAGUCACCGAGAGACAUGAUUUAUUUCACAUAUAUUGAUGCUUUAUUUUGUGAUACAAAACAAAAUUUAUCAUGGACAUGACUCAGGACUCUGUUAGUACUGUUGGCUGGUAUGCUAUUGCAGAAUUUCUGUUUCAUUUGGAUACAAUACAUCAAUGUGGUAAUUUUACCUACCAUGUGGACUUCUAUAAAAGAUGUGUAACAAUAAAA